This is a messenger RNA of Pseudovirgaria hyperparasitica, 1587 nucleotides long. RefSeq names its product MFS general substrate transporter. The coding region runs from base 1 to 1587 and encodes 528 amino acids. The transcript has a single exon. The record is from RefSeq and is a predicted model, not a curated record. Gene Ontology annotation, biological process: transmembrane transport. Gene Ontology annotation, molecular function: transmembrane transporter activity. Lineage: Eukaryota; Fungi; Ascomycota; Dothideomycetes; Acrospermales; Acrospermaceae.
AUGGGGCUGGAUACUAGCGAGUCUCAACCCACGUUUCAACACACUUGGCGCAUUCGAUGCAUAUUUGCAGUGCUCUGUAUAUUCUCCUUCCUUGGAGCGCUGGACAGUACCAUUAUAACCACCUCCCUCCUAACCAUUAUUCGGCAAAUCGGCGGAGAGGAACAGCUCUAUGUAUGGGUUGCACAUAGCUUUCUCUUCGCCUCAACAGCACCACAACCUAUCUUUGGUCAGAUCGCCGACAUUUUCGGGCGUCGAUAUCCGUUCUUGGUGUGUAUUACUUGCUUUGCCCUCGGAAGUGGCAUUUCAGGAGGCGCCGGUAGUGCAGCGAUGCUCAUUGCUGGUCGUACGGUUCAGGGCUUGGGCACAGCAGGCCUAUUUGUCCUCUCGGAUAUCAUCAUCUGUGACAUCGUACCGCCAAGGUAUCGAGGACCAUACCUAAGCGCUGUUCUGUCUACUGCAGGGAUAGGAUCUACCAUCGGUCCAUCUAUCGGCGGUGCCCUGGCAGAGUCAAGCUGGCGCUGGAUCUUUUAUAUGAAUCUCCCCAUUUGCGGUGUUGGAUUCCUCGGGACUCUGUUAUUGAUGAACAUCGAAGAACACAGGCCACGACACAUCACACUUCGACAAGUGGACUUUUUCGGGAUGUCGCUAUUCGUCGUCUCGAUGAUUGCUUUGUUCUACGGCCUCAUUACUGGUGGUAUCCAACACCCGUGGUCAUCGUGGCGAGUCAUUUUGCCACUCGUGCUAGGUACAUGUGGCUGGAUAGCAUUCCACGUCUUUGAAGCAAGCCGGUUCUGUGGUAUCCCGAGCGCGCCGCCCCGACUCUUUCUUACCCGUACCUCUGUCGCUGGAUUCUUGAUGGUAUUUUUCAGCUCCGUUGUCUUUCAAGCAAUCGCGUACUUUUUGCCGUUGUAUUUCCAGGCAGUCAGACUUGCCUCACCACUCGACUCGGGCGUAUACUUCCUGCCUUUCGCACUGUCCUUCAUUGUUUUUGCAGGGUUCGCUGGCUGGUGUCUCUCGAAAUGGGGAUACUAUGUUCCUCUCCACUAUGCUGGAUUCGGACUGCUGGCUAUCGGGAUGGGCCUCUUCUCUACGCUGACCCAGAGUUCGUCAACUGGAUACUGGGUAGGGCUUCAGUUACUUCCAUCUGCUGGUAUAGCCUUUAUCUUCACAGCAACACUGCCGAGUACCUUAGCUGCCCUUCCAGAAAAGGAUGUCGCUGUUGCAACAGCAAUGUACUCGUUCAUCAGAGCAUUCGGUCUCGUAUGGGGGGUCACCCUCUCAGGGGUCGUAUUUAAUGGACAAUUCGACGCAAAUAUCGGGCUGAUCAGUGCUGACAACAUCAGAACUCUGCUCAAGGGAGGUGCGGCGUACUCUUUCGGAGCAACUAGUGAUCCGAACGCUGGAAUCAGAGCGCUGGACGGCGCGAUUCAGGGUCAAGUGCAGGAGGUUUACGUUAAAGCUCUUCGCGUUGUCUGGUUGGUCAUAAUGUCGAUGGCACUUCUGGGUUUCGUGUGUGUUCCGAUAGAGAGACAGCUUGAACUACGGACAGAAUCUGAACCAACAACGUCAUCAGAUACGGCAGACUAA